Platichthys flesus (European flounder) is the source of this 3810-nucleotide messenger RNA. RefSeq names its product zinc finger CCCH domain-containing protein 6. Lineage: Eukaryota; Metazoa; Chordata; Actinopteri; Pleuronectiformes; Pleuronectidae. The record is from RefSeq and is a predicted model, not a curated record. Gene Ontology annotation, molecular function: RNA binding; metal ion binding. Gene Ontology annotation, biological process: negative regulation of DNA-templated transcription. Gene Ontology annotation, cellular component: nucleus.
UGCUGUGUCCAUGUUAGAUAGAUCCCCAUCGGACUAUAAAAACCACGGAGGAAUACACGCGCGAGGAAAUGUACCGCAGAACUCAGAAGCCAUUUUGAAAUAAUGAGGGCGUCCCUGUUGAGAAAAGCCGUGAAGAUGCAGAGAACCAACGAGCAGGGCCACUCUCCUGUCUGUGCCUCCUCUCUCCCUCCAUCAUGGCAGCUGUCUACCGACGGGACAUUAGCCGAGCGGCGCUGCUCGCUGAGUUAAAACGUCAUUGACAUGAAAGAGGACGGUGUCCGUUCACUGUCUCUGUGGGAGACGUGUAACACCGUGAGUUUUUCUCCAGUCUGACAUCUUCCAGCAUCUCUCCCAGUCUCCCUCUCUGUCACCGGAGCGAGGGGGAGGCAGAUCCGCUGUGUCCAAUGGCCUGUGUGAGCCUUGUCUCCAGUCCCCCAGCCCCUGUCCUUGACAAAAACAUGACAGACUCUGAGCUUGCAGGAGAUGAAAGAGAGGAUGGGGAACUAGAAGAUGGAGAAAUAGAUGAUGAAGGGAUAGGGAUUGAAGAAGAAAACAAAGAGGCUACAGAGGUGAAUGAAGAUAAAGAAAAAGAGCGAGUUAAAGAAAAAGAAGACAAGACACACAGGCACUCCAGGAAAAGAUACAAAAAGACCAAAGAGAAGAGGAGGUCGAAGAAGAGGAGACGUGACAGACAGAAACACCACUCCCCCUCCAGCAGCUCCAGCUCCGACAGUUAUGACUCCGACUACGACCGACCUGAAAGGCCUAAAAGCAGGAAGAGCCAGGGAUCUAACCGCGAGUCUGACUGCCUGCCCUCUCAGCAUGGACGGGACUCAAAAGGAGGCCACGGCAACUCGCAGAAGUCCCCGCCGCACAAGAGCAGUGAUUUUGACAAGUACAGUGACUACAGUGAUGAAUAUGAUGAAGACGAGGGCGAUUACGACGAUGGCAUGUCCGAGUAUCCGCAGUCAAAAGAUUCCCCAAGUCAGGGAAGGGGGCGCUAUGCUACAGACCAGAUGAGGAGAGGAGGCAUGAGGGGGAUGAAACAACAGUUUGGGCAGAGGGGAAGAGGCAGAGGGAGCGGACCAGGCAGAGGACGUGGGAUGCUCAACAAGAAUAAGAAGCUGAAGGGAAAACCCUGGUGUGGACGUGGGCGAGGUCGAGGAGGCGAUCCGGGAAUGGAAGAAAUGGAAGGAAGAAAUUGUUCUGGUUUUCAUAAGAAACGACCAAUAAUGAGCAAGGAGUUCAUCAGUCAGCACACAGUCGAACACAAUGGUCGAUACAUCUGCAAGUAUUUCCUGGAGGGCCGAUGCAUCAAGGGGGAACAGUGCAAGUUUGAACAUGAGCUUGUCGUGCCAGAUAAGAAAAAGGAACUGUGUAAAUUUUACCUCCAAGGAUACUGCAGCAAAGGAGAUAACUGCAUUUACAUGCACAAUGAAUACCCGUGCAAGUUCUUUCACACAGGAGCCAAAUGUUAUCAAGGCGAACACUGCAAAUUCUCCCACGAGGAGCUGAACGAUGUGACCCAGGAGCUGCUUGAUAAGAUAAUUAACACUGAAGAGGAGAAUGCCCGUGAGGACGAACUGGAGCUGGAGGAUCUGAGAAAGCAGGGUAUCGCCCCGCUUCCAAAGCCUCCUCCUGGGGUGGGGUUGCUUCCCACUCCUGGUCAGAGCAGUCCCAUGGAUGGAGAUGGAGCCUCCGGCCAAGCUGGGAAGAAGAUCCCCUCCCUCUUUGAAAUCAAUGUCCAACCUACUGUUGACUUGGUGCAAAAAAUUGUCAGUGGAUCAAACUACUCCCAGAAUCAAGAUGAUGGCGCCAAUCAGUUUAGUGGUGGCUCAGAGGACACGCAGAGUGGAGGUAUGGGGCCUUCGGGUUCCACUGCUCCUUCUAUUCCUCCCCCUGGUUCACCUGGUGCCAUGGGUCACCCCACAGGACCGCCAUUGCCACAGAGCCCGCCAGGUCAGCACCCUCCCCCAGGAUUUCCUUGUCAACCGCCACCCUUCCACGGAAACCGACCCAAUAUCAAUCCUCAGAUGAAUAUGCAGAGGCCUCCGUUCCCUCCGAUACCAGAUCUACAGAUGCUGCCAAAUCACUUCCCAUUUCCAUCGAUGGGUCAGAACCCAGUGGACGUAUUUGGCAGCUUCCUCCAGAACCAGGCCAUGGGUCAACAAGGAGUAGACCCUGGUCGGGCCUUCAUACAGAACCUCCAGCAACAUAUUGGUGCAGAGACCCAGUUGCAGUCGUUACCACCAGCAGUGCAGAAAGCCAUCUUUUUACACCUGACACAGCAACAGGGGAAUGACCCACAGAGAGCAGAGGUUCAGGAUGAUAACAACACAAACAGAGAUGAAACUACAAACUGGUACUCGAGCGAUGAGGAGGAUGGGAGCUGUCUUGCUGCCAUCCUUAAAGCUCUGAAAAAGCAGAGUGAGAUGCAGCACCCUCAGUCCAAGCUUCCUCAGGCUGCGGUACCGGUACCGGGCGACCCUCGGCUAGUAAAAGAGAGGGCCCCACCCAGUGACCCGCGUGUGAAGACAGACCCUCGACAGCGACCUCCCGAUGUGAAAAAGGAGUCGGAUGGAGCUGCAGAUGCCCGGGUCUCCAGAGACCCUAGGAAGAUAAGGCCAAUGGAGAAAAGUCCAUAUCGCCAGCAGAGCAACCUCGUUCCUCAGAAGCCUCCUACUGGAGAGGAGGAUGAUGAGGGAGAGAGGGAGCUCAGGGACAGAGCUGUUCUCAUCCCUCUUGAAGCCGGCCCCAGUGUGGUGCUGCGGGACCCUCGUUGCCAGUUAAAGCAGUUCAGCCACAUCCGGGUGGACAUUCUUCUCCAGCGGCCGGCCUUUGCUCAGACCGUGGUGUGGGCCCCUGAGGACCUCAUCCCGUCCCUGAUCCCCAAACAGGAACUCUCCAUCAACCUCCCUCUGCCACCCCUCAUCGCUGACGCUCAGAUGAACCGAACCAAAAUGCCCGACCAUCCCCCAGUAUCCAGCCCUCCGCUCUCUGACCCCAGGUUGAUAGCUGCACGUUUGAAGGAACGUAUGAACUGCUUGCCCUCUGGAUCUUUAGAGUCUCGAUUCCCCACAGAGAGACCUAUAGACCCGCGCCAGCAAAAGAGUCUAGACCCAAGACUCAAGCGUACUGGAAGUCUGGACUCCAAGCUGCUGGUUCAGAAAGAGCCCUCCUCUGGGGGAGGGGCGGUGGACCCAAGGCUACAAAAAGCCAACUCUUCUCCUCAAGCCGCUCGAGCCAAGCCAGAACCAGAGAAGCUGCCGCCAUACGCACCUCGUCUGGCAUCCAGUGGUGGAGGGCUGGAGAGUCCGACCACAAUCCUUGGGGGCAUCAGCCUGACAACCAGAUAAUCAGCAAAAGACGUCAGCAAAGAAAGAAAAGUACUAUCCUGAUGAAAUUGUAUUUUGUGUUUGUGUUUAAUGUGUUGAAAGUUAUGGCUAUUUUGGAUCUUAUUUCAGUUCAUUUUAUCACAUGGGGUAUUGUGUGUUAUAGAGGUCGAUUGUUGUAGAUCUAUGGUGGCAUAUCAAUUGGAAGAUUGUUUUUGAUUGACAGCUGUUUUUAGUUUCACUGAAGCUAAGCCAUUUCCCUUUUUUUAAUCGUUUUCAUAGUCCACAAUGUAAAUGCAUAUUUUGUAUCACUUAUACGGUGUGGUUUUUUUUGGGAGUGUUUUAAUGAAUACUGUUAAUUUUGUUCCUGUCAGUAUGGUGGCUAUAAUAAUACUUUAAAAUAUUGUAACAACACACAUGCCCGUCACAUUUCAGUGAUUUUAUUAUCAUUAUCUUAAAUAAAGACAUAAAACAUCCA